UAUACUAAAGCUGAGAUGAAGGCUGAGGUUGACAGUGAAGCUGAAUUUAAUUUGCAUUUCUGGGCGCUACUGUAGUUGUUGUUGUAAUAAUAGUAGUGAGUUGUUGUCACUACCAACACUGCACAACCGGAGGGACGUGGCUGGCUUUUGAGCUAUUCUUUCUACACUUAUCACAUAAUGAGAACAUUCUCAAGGAAAGCGCAGUAAUUCAAAGACAUGCUUUUGUUUGGAAGCAUAGCCAAGCUGCACGUUGCAGCUCUUCGGGUUGCCUGCGCCGCUGUCAAAACGAGUACAAGCCGGAUUAAGAUACUUUCUCGGGUAAAAUGCUCGAGACAGCUCAUUCUCUGGGGACCCUACAAAGCAGUCUUGUACAGUACACAGGCGCUCUCUAAUGAUAUCAUGGUGGAAUACAGACAUGGCCUCCCAGUCAUUUCUCUGCCGCUCCCCUCAUGGAGAGAAAGGUGUCAGUUCUCGAUCAAGCCAAUGCUCAUGACUGUAGGAGACUUUCUUCAGUACAUCAGGAACGAGGACAAAGGGAUUGACCGUGCAAUCAUAUUGAACACAGAUGGUGUACAAAUAUCGGUCACUACAACCAUGGACACUUUGCUGAUGAACAACUUUCAGCUGCUUAUCAAUGACAUGACCUAUAAUGUGCAUCCUCCAGUUGGAGAGAAGGUGAGCAGCAAGGAGCAUGUCACCCAAAUGGAAGAUGUGAAGACCAUUGUCCACAGGCUGCAUGUAGCUCUGCACCUGCCCACUCACCAGCUGUUCAAGGAGAGGGAGCUCCUGGAUAAGCUGGCUGAUAUAAAACAGCAGCUGCACCCUUUAGAAGAGGUGAAAGGUCAGUUAAUUCGUAAAGCUGAGGCAAGGAUGACGAGACUGCUGUGGGCUGGAUUGGCUAUUCUGUCUGUUCAGGGAGGAGCCCUUUCCUGGCUCACCUGGUGGGUUUACUUCUGGGAUCUCAUGGAACCUGUCACCUACUUCAUCACAUAUGGGAGUGCCAUUGGCUUUUACUCCUACUUCGUCCUCACAAAACAGGACUAUGUUUACCCAGACUUUAAAGACCGACAGUUCUUGCAUUACUUCUACCGAGGAGCCAAGAGACAGCGUUUUGAUGUCGAGAAGUACAACAAGCUGCGGGAGGAGUUGGCUGUGGUUGAACAAGAUCUGAAACGCCUUCGGGAACCACUCUAGUUACAACUUCUGAUUGAGCAAAUUGAAGGGAAAGAGUGACGUGGUUUUGUGAUAUUGUUAUAUAGGGUUAUAUUGCUUCAGUAAAAUAUGUACUGAAUGCCUAGGGUUGUACAAGACAUUGUAAGAGAAGUGCUAUGUUAGUAUAAAUAUGAACCUCUAAUUAUCUUUGAAAACUGAGAACUGUGUUCCCCUCCCCCUCCAGCUUGUGUUAUCCAGAGGCAGAACUUUUAAUUUCUUCAUUCGUAUUGACAGCAAAGCAUUGUAUGGUGUAAAGAAAUGUCUCAAGUCCUCUGCCGUUUUGAUGUUUUUGUUAGAUGUCCGUACACCAAAAAAAAAGUUGAAUGCAAACUGUGCAAGUGAUUUAGCAAAUUACUUUAAUUCCCCACAUUAACUAUCCAGCAGUUCACAUUGUUUUGUUUUUUUACACAGUAGUUUAAAAACAGGCUAUAAAAUUCAGCCAUAAUGAUCCCUGAAUAAAGGUUUCAUGAAAAAUAUUAAUUAAAAUCAGAAUGGAAUAAACCUGUGACCUGUAUAGUGGAAAAACGCAUAGAUAACACACUACCCAACAGCAGUAAGGCAGAGGGAGUUUGGUCAAGUGAUUUAAUUAAUUGAUUAAUUUCUAUGGCGACUCUCGGAGGACAUCGAAAUGAUACUGUGUAUAAAAUGUUUGUCAUAAGACUGUUAUCCAAGUUUGAAAUUUGAUAAUUUCUUGUGAUCUUAACAGUACAUUUUAAAUAAAAUUUCUCCUGUCCUUAAA
Molecule: messenger RNA, 1951 nt
Organism: Polyodon spathula (Mississippi paddlefish)
Lineage: Eukaryota; Metazoa; Chordata; Actinopteri; Acipenseriformes; Polyodontidae
Product: calcium uniporter protein, mitochondrial-like
Exons: 8
Coding region: 217-1194 (325 amino acids)
Biological process (GO): mitochondrial calcium ion homeostasis; calcium import into the mitochondrion
Cellular component (GO): uniplex complex; mitochondrial inner membrane
Molecular function (GO): calcium channel inhibitor activity
Source: RefSeq, a predicted model, not a curated record